Messenger RNA from Magnolia sinica, 2554 nucleotides. RefSeq names its product disease resistance protein RPP13-like. Gene Ontology annotation, biological process: defense response to other organism. The record is from RefSeq and is a predicted model, not a curated record. The transcript has 2 exons. Lineage: Eukaryota; Viridiplantae; Streptophyta; Magnoliopsida; Magnoliales; Magnoliaceae. Gene Ontology annotation, molecular function: ADP binding. Bases 1 to 2187 code for a protein of 728 amino acids.
AUGACUGCACCUUACAAGUAUGCUUGCAUCCCCGCUGAGUUGAAGGCUCUCCAUGAUGUGGGCUCGGAGAUCCAACGGAUAAACAAUAAAAUCCAUAGGAUCUCUGAAAGUAGGUCGACUUAUGGAAUUGUCGAUAUAGGCCAGGGAGCAGGGAAGAGCUCCGCAGAUCCAAUUCUCCAAGAACGGAGGCUCACUUCUCCUGACUUUCAAGAAGCAGAUUUUGUUGGUUUUGAAGAGGACUCAGAGGCACUGGUCAAGAGUUUGACCAAUGUGACCAAUGAGAUAGAACGGAGACGUUGUGUUGUUUCUGUAGUUGGAAUGGGUGGUCUCGGUAAGACCACUCUUACCAAGAAAGUUUAUAACGCUGAUACUGUUAAGAAACAUUUCCAUAUUCAUGCGUGGAUUUCUGUAUCACAAGAGUAUUCUGCGAGAGAUGUUUUGCAGACCAUCACAAAACGGUGUAUAGUUCAGUCAAAAGAUCAGCUCGAGUUGGUGGAGAAGAUGGACGUUCGUCAGCUGAGCGAGAAGAUCUCUGAGUAUCUGAAAGAAAAGAGAUACUUGGUGGUCUUGGAUGAUAUAUGGAGAAGCGAAGCAUGGGAUGCUUUGAAGGAUGCAUUUCCGGAUGUGAAUAAUGGCAGUAGGGUCGUUCUCACCACACGAAACAAAGAUGUAGCUUUGUAUGCAGAUUCACUAAGCCAGCCCCAUGAACUGCGAUUUUUAAACGAUAAAGAGAGCUGGGGAUUAUUCUGCAAGAAAGCAUUUCCAGGGAAAAAUAACAUUUGCCCUCCGGAUUUGGAGAAAUUGGGAAGAGAAAUUGUUGGCAAGUGUCAAGGUCUACCUCUUCCCAUCGUUGUCAUCGGAGGGGUAUUAGCAAGAAAAGAAGCAAGGGAGUGGGAGAGAGUACAAAAUAGCAUCAGCUGGCAUUUAGUCAAGGGAGAAAUCAAUAUCUCGGGCAUAUUAUCUUUGAGCUAUAAAGAUCUGCCCUGUUACUUGAAACCUUGUUUUCUCUACCUGGGCAAUUUUCCAGAGGACUACGAAUUCCAUGCCAAGAAAUUGAUUCAAAUGUGGGCUGCAGAAGGUUUUCUUGAAGAGAGAGGGGAAGAAACAUUGGAGGAGGUUGGGGAAGAUUAUCUGAAGGAAUUGAUGCAAAGAAGCAUGGUUCAAGUCACAGAAACAAGUUCAAGCCGAGGUAUUAGAAAGUGUCGCAUCCAUGAUCUUUUGCGGGAUCUCUCCAUAUCAGAAUCUAAGGAAGGUAUGUUUCUUCAAGUUCAGAGUGGGAUCAAUGCAAAUGCUCCUCCUGCAUCUAGAGCCCGUCGACUUGCAAUUCACCAUAACAACUCAAGUAAGUACAUUUCCUUGAGCUGUUCCACUCCACACCUUCGUUCUGUGUUAAUGUAUACCCAAGACCGUGUGUGGCUUCAAAGAGAAGAAAAGAUUCUCUACAGAGGCUUUAAGUUGCUUAGGGUGUUGUAUAUACACGGUGUAGGAAUAAAAAAGCUACCGAGAGAAAUAGGUGAACUAAUCCACUUAAGAUACCUCGGGUGUACUGAAACUAGUUUAACAAGUCUCCCAUCGUCCAUAGGCAAUCUUCCCAAUUUACAAACUCUAUUAGUGGAAUCCGGUUCUGAUAUAGAAGUACCAAGCACAAUCGGGAAGAUGCAACAGUUAAGACAUCUUCAACUAAGUUCGGCAGUCAUGAAAGGGCAACCAAGGCUGGAGUGGAUAAGUAACCUUCAGACUCUAUCAAAAGUAAGGGCUGGCAAAUGGACGAAGGGCUGCUUGGGAAACCUCACCAAUCUUAGAAAAUUAGGAAUAGUUUUAGAAACAACAGCUGAUGCUAAGGUAUUCAAUGAUUCUGUUCUCAAAUUGGGCUACCUCCACUCUCUGUCGGUUUCAGUAACAAACGAAAAGUUGUUGGUCGUCCCUACCUCCUUUUUCAAAUUUAAAAUAGGCAAACAACUCGAAUCACUCGAAUCCCAAGAGUGGCCGCUUCCUCCUUUUUUAAAUAUUUUCAAAUUAAGUAAGUCGUAUUGGUCGCUACCUCCUUUUUCAAAUCUUCUCAAAUUAAGUAAGUUGUAUUUGGAAGGAUACUUAGAGAAGUUACCCGAGUCUGCUCAAUUCCCAGUAAACCACACCAAGCUUACCUUGAAAUACUCCGGUUUAAAGCAAGACCCAUUGGCGACUUAAGAGAAGCUGCAAAAACUCCGCAUUCUCAAAUUGCUGAUAUGUCCGUACGAGGGAAAGGAAAUGGUUUGCUCUUCACAAGGGUUUCCUCAGCUUGAAUCCUUACAUCUUGACGGCUUAAUUGAAUUAGAGGAGUGGAGAGUGGAGAAAGGAGCUAUGCCAAGUCUUUUACAUUUACAGAUAGAUUGGUGCCACCAAUUGAAGAUGCUUCCAGAGGGACUGCAACACGUGACUACCCUCAAGAAAUUGGAGGUGUGGAGGAUGCCCUCUAAAUUCGAGAAAAGGCUUAAAGAAGACAGGGGAGAUGGAGAGGGAGAGGGAGAGGAUUGGCAUAAGAUUCUACACACACCCUCCAUCGACAUAGGCUGGU